AUGAGAGAGGCGAAGCGGGGGGACCCGGGGCGGGGGGACCGGGGGGACCGGGGGACCGGGGGGACCGGGGGGACCCGGGGCGGGGGGACCGGGGGGAGCGGGGGGACCGGGGGCGGGGGGACCGGGGGGACCCGGGGCGGGGGGAGCGGGGCGGGGGGACCGGGGGGACCGGGGCGGGGGGACCGGGGGGACCCGGGGCGGGGGGAGCGGGGCGGGGGGACCGGGGGGACCGGGGCGGGGGGACCGGGGGGACCCGGGGCGGGGGGAGCGGGGCGGGGGGACCGGGGCGGGGGGACCGGGGGGACCCGGGGCGGGGGGAGCGGGGCGGGGGGACCGGGGGGACCGGGGGCGGGGGGACCGGGGGGACCCGGGGGGACCGGGGGCGGGGGGACCCGGGGCGGGGGGACCGGGGGAGCGGGGGGACCGGGGGGACCCGGGGGGACCGGGGGCGGGGGGACCCGGAGCGGGGGGAGCGGGGCGGGGGGACCGGGGGGAGCGGGGGGACCGGGGGGACCGGGGGCUUCUUGA
Messenger RNA from Acipenser ruthenus (sterlet), 528 nucleotides. RefSeq lists its product as uncharacterized. NCBI's taxonomy places the organism in Eukaryota, Metazoa, Chordata, Actinopteri, Acipenseriformes, Acipenseridae. The transcript is spliced from 2 exons. The coding region runs from base 1 to 528 and encodes 175 amino acids. The record is from RefSeq and is a predicted model, not a curated record.